Molecule: messenger RNA, 1745 nt
Organism: Anthonomus grandis grandis
Lineage: Eukaryota; Metazoa; Arthropoda; Insecta; Coleoptera; Curculionidae
Product: facilitated trehalose transporter Tret1-like
Exons: 2
Coding region: 135-1502 (455 amino acids)
Biological process (GO): transmembrane transport
Cellular component (GO): membrane
Molecular function (GO): transmembrane transporter activity
Source: RefSeq, a predicted model, not a curated record
UUAUUCAAUAAAAAGAAACCUCUUUUGCAACCGAAUCCGGAGACGCCAGUGCUCGAGCAAAUGAAAAUUUAUCGAUAAGUUUAUUUAGUUUAUAUAUUUUUUCGUUUGUUAUUGCGAUUAACGAACAAAAAAAAAUGGGGGGACAAGUGUAUUUUGCCGUAUUCGCUGUGAACCUGGUGGUCUUCUCGGUAGCGGGCUGCUGGUCCUGGACCUCACCGAUGAUCCCGAAAUUCCAGAGCACGGAUCCCCACCUCAACCCUCUGGGCCGCCCCGCCACUACCCUGGAAACCAGCUGGAUCGCCUCCAUUAUGAACCUGGGAGCGAUCGUAGGACCAUUCAUCGGCGGUUACUUAUCCCACAACUACGGCAAAAAAACCUCUUUGCUCAUCAUGACUACCCCCAUACUGGUUUCCCAUGCCCUUUGUGCCAUAGGGGAUGACAUUUAUUACUUUUUAUUCGCCCGAUUAUUAAUCGGAUUAUCAGCCGGUACGAUUUACAGCGUCGUACCUGGAUACGUGGGUGAUGUUUCCGAGGAUAAAGACAGGGGGUUCCUUGGUAGCCUAAUUGGGGUAUUUAACUGUUUGGGGAUGCUCUUUAUGUUCGCGGUGGGGCCUUAUUUGUCUAUUAAGUGGUUCAGUGUAGCUAACAUGGUGACCCCCGUGGUUUUUUAUGUGGUUUUUGGGGUGUUUACCCCCUCGAGUCCCUACGAUUUGCUUAAGGAGGGUAAAGUGGUGAAAGCGGUUGAGUCUUUGAUGAAGCUGCGCGGCACAGCUGCGGAGGACGUGCAAAAGGAGCUAAAGUAUAUUAGGGAAACCAUUGAGCAGUCUGGGCAGAACGUUAAUGGACUAUCACGCAUCCUAAAGACUCGCUCUUACGUCAAAGGAUUGAUAGUCAGCAAUGGCUUAAUGGUGUUUCAGCAACUCUCCGGUAUUUGCGCAGUAUUAGGUUACUUGCAGCACAUAUUCGAAUCUUCCGGCAGUUCCCUUCCGGCCACUUACUCGGCGAUGCUUGUCGGGGUGAUUCAGCUUAUGUCAGCUACGGUAGGCGCUCAGCUCGUGAGUAAAACCGGCCGCAAGGCCCUCAUAAUGGUCUCAAAUGUGUUUGGGAUGCUCGGCCUAAUCGCCCUGGGGGUUUUCUUCUACUUAAAGGACGAUCUGAGUGUGGAUGUUAGUGCCCUAGGGUAUUUACCCAUAAGUAGUCUGGUUAUUUAUAUAUUGGUUCUUAACGUGGGUUUGUCCAUACAGCCAUGGGCCAUGUUAGCCGAGCUGUUCCCCCCGGAUAUUAAAGCGAUUUCCGCUACGAUUUCCACAUUUACUUCGUUUAGUUUGUCGUUUAUUACGACUUUGGGAUUUCCGUUUAUGGCCGAUUCGAUCGGUUUGGCAUGUACUUUUUGGGUGUUUGCCGCCAUCUUAUUCCUUGGGAGUAUUUUCACUUUUCUGGUGGUACCGGAAACCGGAGGUAAAAGUAUUGAGGAGGUGCAGCACGUUUUAGCUAGAUCAUGACGUCCCCGGAAGUGUUGCCUCUAAUAAAACAAUUAUUUACUUAAUAAUACAUUCUUUAUUAUAACUAAAUCACAAUAGUUUGUAUUAAAUGUUUAUAAUAUAUGCUCGAAAUAAAUAUAAAAAUAACUGGAAAUACAGAAUCGAGUGCAAUCACAGCUAGACUAGGUAUAUAAUAUCAUUUCUUUUACCAAACAUUAUAAUAAUAACAAUGGUAAUAUAUAAUAUUGUAAAAAUUGAAUAAUA